Heteronotia binoei (common prickly gecko) is the source of this 2759-nucleotide messenger RNA. It is a transcript of the gene EPB41L4B, whose product is annotated as erythrocyte membrane protein band 4.1 like 4B. Gene Ontology annotation, cellular component: cytoskeleton. Gene Ontology annotation, molecular function: cytoskeletal protein binding. The coding region runs from base 17 to 1459 and encodes 480 amino acids. Lineage: Eukaryota; Metazoa; Chordata; Lepidosauria; Squamata; Gekkonidae. The record is from RefSeq and is a predicted model, not a curated record. The transcript has 16 exons.
GGAGCCCCCGCGCAGGAUGCUGCGUUUUUUGCGCAGGACCUUCGGCCGGCGGUCGAUGCAGCGCUACGGGCGCGGCGGAGGCGGCGGCGGCGACGAGCGGGACGGGGCCGGGGCAGCCUCGCCUCUCGGCGCGCCGCACCACGGCCAGGGGGGGGCGCUGCAGUGCCGGGUGCACCUCCUCGACGGCGCCGAAGUCAGCGUGGAGCUGCCGAAACAUGCAAAAGGGCAAGAUUUGUUUGACCAGAUUGUGUAUCACUUGGAUCUCGUUGAAACGGAUUACUUUGGCCUUCAAUUCAUGGAUAUGUCCCAGGUGAUGCACUGGCUGGACCUCUCGAAACCCAUCAAGAAGCAAAUAAAAAUUGGGCCGCCCUAUGUGUUGCACUUUCGAAUCAAAUACUAUUCAUCAGAACCAAACAAUCUUCACGAGGAAUUCACAAGGUACCUGUUUGUAUUGCAGCUGAGGCAGGACAUUCUUUCGGGAAAGCUCAAAUGCCCUUAUGAAACCGCAGUGGAACUCGCAGCCUUGUGCCUCCAAGCUGAGCUUGGUGAGUGUGAACAUCCCGAACACACUCCAGAACUUGUGUCGGAAUUCAGAUUUACUCCGAACCAAACAGAAGCAAUGGAAUUCGAGAUUUUUCAAAAGUGGAAAGAAUUCAGGGGGAAGAGCCCCGCGCAGGCUGAAAUGUGCUACUUGAACAAAGCCAAAUGGCUCGAGAUGUACGGGGUAGAUAUGCAUGUUGUUAAGGGACGAGAUGGUUGUGAGUAUGCUCUCGGGUUGACGCCAACCGGUAUCCUCAUCUUUGAAGGCGCAAACAAGAUAGGCCUGUUUUUUUGGCCAAAAAUCACUAAAAUGGACUUCAAGAAGAGCAAGCUGACACUUGUAGUGGUGGAAGACGAUGACCAGGGUAGAGAGCAAGAACACACGUUUGUUUUCCGACUAGACAGUGCUAAAACAUGCAAGCACCUAUGGAAGUGUGCGGUGGAACACCACGCCUUCUUCCGGUUGCGCACGCCAACGAACACGAAGUCUAGCCGUUCAGAUUUUAUUCGGCUUGGUUCCCGCUUCAGAUUCAGUGGGAGAACAGAGUACCAGGCAACGCAUGGAUCCAGGCUACGCAGAACCAGCACGUUUGAGAGGCGGCCUAGCAAGCGGUAUCCCUCUAGAAGGCACUCCACCUUCAAAGCCAACAACCCUAUGAAGUUAUCUCCACUUUGUGCUAAAAAUAAUCCCGAAGUCCAUAACUAUCAGCCCCUGUACCACCCAAAUAUGCACCUGGGCCAGUCACACUGGCACCCCCAUCCACCUGUGAAUGUCAGGCCACCCUAUCAUGAUGAGAAACUGUAUUGGAAGCCCACGGGCGAGGACAGCCAUUUUCGGUAUAUCCAGGAACAGAACGAGAAGAACUUGGGUGGGCUCCAGAGUCUGUUGUACCAGGAUAAGCUCAUGACAACCCUUUGAAAAGACAUCGGGAUUUCGUGUUCCAUCUUCUGUCUUCAUUACAUUCCAUGAAAUGUUGUCUGUGUGUGUUGCAGAUGAGUUGUAGAAGUGGGGUUGUGAUCCAUACAGCGCUCCCCAGAUUCUCUUGUGAGUGAUUGUUCCUAGAACUUGGGAAAGGGUGAAGGCAUUCCACUGCCUGGAAAUCUAGCCUCUUGUAGUUCACUUAUUCCCCACUCCAAGUUUUUGUAUGGCAAUCUCAUCUUGAUUCCUUGCCACGUAUGUGUUGAUGUAGCACUCACAGCUAAUCCCUUUUAAUGUCUAGUCUCUCUUUUCUGCGCUUUGAGUGACACAAGAAUUGGGAAAAUUGUAGUUAUCAAGCGUGACUUAAUGGCCAGUGAUAAAGGGAUCCAGGAGACGAAUCAGAAGUUCAAACAACCCUCUGUUUUAUCUGUUUUAGACAUGCUGGUUCUCGUGCCAUAGCUAACAAAUGUCAAGAAACCUCUAGAGUUGAUUUUACAUAGUCCGUCCAUUUGGAUUUUAGUGAUCUUCAUCAAUGAUACUAUACUUGGCUGCUAUAAUGUGGCAUCUCUGUGAUGUUAAACAGUGCCUUAAUAAUUGGUGGGACUGUCUUUCAGUAGACUGCGGCGGGAGGGGAGGGGAAGUGACAGAAAGGAAAAAACAUCACAGGCAAGUGGAGCUUUUCACAGUAGACAAUGUUCAAGCACCGUUUCUCUCUUCGGAUCUCCAUGGCUGUAAGUGUGGGGCUGAGUCUUGGGCUCCUCGACUCCCUCCCUGACCUUCCAGCCCCACUUAGGGAGGGGGGGCAGAGGGGGCACACCCAAGAUCAGCCCCCAACCCCCACCCUCUCUCACCAUACAAAAGUCUGAACAGCUCCCAAGAGGGGUUGAUAAAGGAUAGUUUAGACAAAUACAUUUUGAAGUGGAGUAUGAAUAAAUCAAAAGACAGAUAUAUAUUCUGCAUGCUCAGGUUCCUUAAACAAUCACAAUUUCCUAAGUUUUUUAAAACUCAGAUAUGGAAAUGACCAUGCCAGCUUUAGCUAACACUUUUUUCCCCUGACCUUAAAGCUGUGAUCUGUUGAAGUUGAUCAGAAUGAAUAUCUUUGUAUAUCAGAAGUGCUAGUGUUUUUAAUAUGAUUUUAAUUAAUCUAAAUUUAUAAAUAGGAGUAAGUCUAAGAGCAAAUAUGUGAAAGUUUAAUUUUUUAUUUAAAGUAUUUUACAGAUGCUAUUAUGACAUUUGUUUUAAUCUUUGUAUGUGCUAAGUACAAAUAAUAAUAAAUAUGGAUAUUUUCAUUUGCCCUGGA